Harpegnathos saltator (Jerdon's jumping ant) is the source of this 2060-nucleotide messenger RNA. RefSeq names its product CCR4-NOT transcription complex subunit 11 (gene Not11). The record is from RefSeq and is a predicted model, not a curated record. Lineage: Eukaryota; Metazoa; Arthropoda; Insecta; Hymenoptera; Formicidae. The coding region runs from base 277 to 1638 and encodes 453 amino acids. Gene Ontology annotation, cellular component: CCR4-NOT complex. The transcript has a single exon.
AAAGCCUGGAAAGCAUUUUCUCGCCGUGUAUCGGCCGGCGAAAUGCCCGAGUGAGUAAGACAAGGACAGCGCGAUCGAUUGUUCGUCCUUGUCAAACUGACUUGACCCAACCUUCCUGCUCUUGCGCUUGUGCGCACGGUGUUGGUUCGCGAUCUCGCCGCACGAGGCCUCCAAAGUCAGCGCUGGAUUUGUCUCUGGCUCCUGCAGAUCCUUAAAUGCAAGAUUUUCAAGAAAUAAUUGUGUUAUUAUAAAUUUCUUAUUUGCCAUAUAAGGAGAAUGACGCUCUCUCCGAAGGACUUAGUUAAACUACUUGAUCUUCUCAAUGAGGAACAUUCGGACACCAUCCUGGAGAAUCUAUGCAAUCAACUGCACCAGAGUUUCUCCAAGGAAGAUCGUUUCAAAGUAGGAAACACGUUGUUGUUAUCGCUGCAACAUAUCGAUCUAUUGCCGAAACAUCCUCAACGCAUCAUAGCAUUAACAUUAUUGUUUGAUUUAUACAAAGGUGAGCCAUUAGCCUCCACACCCUUUGCCCCUGUGUUUGUUCAAAUGCUAAAGGCACCACAGGAAAACACCAGCAAUGGAAUUCCGAAGCUACCCAAUCACACAGGUCAUAUACCAUCUCUGUCAACCUGUGAGAAAAAUCUACUAGCAAAUUUAAUAGGAUACAAUCAGAAGGAGAUCAUGAAAAAAACACCACGUCAAAUUAUGGACGAAUUUUAUUUUGCUUCCGUGCCAUCUAUUGAUUUAACCAAUUUGCAGUUGCAAUUAGCAGAGCAUCAUUCUGAACUACCAUCUGUCAGUAAGUGUGGACAUCCUGUUAUUUUGCCAGAUAUGGAUCAAUCUAAAGUAACAGAGCUUGAUAAGAGAAAUGUGAUGGAGAGUCUCACAACUGGAGAUCCACCUUUGUGCAGACAAAGUCAUCAUCCUGAGUUUUUGCGGCUGGCACCACCUCUUUAUCAUUCCAUCAAUGAAUUAUCUUGGUUCAAUGUCACAGAACUGACUCAAUUUACAAUUGAGUAUGAUACCAGCAUGUGUGUGUCCAAUUGCGCUGGUGCAGAAGCUCGGAAGCUGAUGGGUAAAGCUUUCAAAAGUGUUUUGACGCUGCAGCAACAACAGCAUCUUGUAAAUGAACUGGAUAGAGAUCCGAAGUUAGUAUAUCAUAUUGGUCUCACACCGGGCAAGUUGCCAGAUUUGGUUGAAAAUAACCCUCUAAUUGCUAUUGAAGUUUUAUUAAAAUUAAUGCAAUCCAGUCAGAUUACUGAGUAUUUCAGUGUAUUGGUAAACAUGGAGAUGUCUCUUCACUCCAUGGAAGUUGUAAACAGAUUAACCACUACUGUAGAUUUACCGACAGAAUUUGUACAUUUGUAUAUCAGUAAUUGUAUAUCCACCUGUGAGACUAUCAAGGAUCGUUACAUGCAAAACCGGCUAGUACGGCUAGUUUGCGUGUUUCUGCAGUCCUUGAUAAGAAACAAGAUUAUAAAUGUACAAGAAUUAUUUAUCGAAGUCCAGGCAUUUUGCAUUGAAUUUAGCCGUAUCAGAGAAGCUGCUGCAUUAUUCCGACUUCUGAAGCAACUUGAAUCAGGUGAUACAGGUGGACUUAAUGCUCCACCUACAAAAAAUAAGAUAGAUAUGUGUUAACAAUAAUAUUAUUCAGGUUAUUUAUAGCGGGAUAUAAAUCGUUUAUUAAUCAUGUUAUAAUUGCAAAAUUAAAAUCAGUGAACAAGAUGAUUAUAUUUGGUUCUUUGUUGUAAAUCAUAUUUUAUACGAUACAAUAUUUGAUUAAAUUAUGCAUUAUUCACAAAUAUUUUCAAAAUAUUUAAAUAAAAUAGUUUGAUCAAUAGACAUUUAUGUAUUACUUUUAUGUAUAUUGUGUUAUUGUACAUAAUUAUGUAAUAACAUAAUUGUAAAGAAAAAAAUUUCAAAAUUCAAUCACAUGUAAAGAAUUAUGUUGAAUCAGACAUGCCUUGAUCAAAAUUUUACUGAAACUAUAUGAUUAUAUGUGUGAAACUGGAUAUACAAUAGAAUGAAUAAAGUUUGCAAUAUGUAUGAAGUAUUGGGAA